This is a messenger RNA of Anopheles nili, 1542 nucleotides long. Its product is annotated as transmembrane protein 104 homolog. Lineage: Eukaryota; Metazoa; Arthropoda; Insecta; Diptera; Culicidae. The record is from RefSeq and is a predicted model, not a curated record. The transcript has 2 exons. Bases 1 to 1542 code for a protein of 513 amino acids.
AUGCCUACGCGGAGUGUACAAGAAGAAUAUCCAACAUGGGUCGGGUUUGUGUUCAUAUUCAACCUGAUCGUCGGCACGGGAGCGCUUGCCCUCCCUUCAGCAUUCAGCCAUGCGGGAUGGAUCCUUGGUUCGCUGGCCAUCGUAGUGCUAGCUUUCAUGAGCUAUGUGACUGUCACGUUCGUGAUCGAAACGAUGGCCUGUGCAAAUGCAGUUCACAACUGGAAACGCCUGCAAUUUAUCAAGCGCGAUCGCGUGAUCGAAUACGAUGAAGAUAGCAACGUAGAAACAAUGGUUGAACCACCGCAUACUCCAAGUGAUUUCGAGAAUGAUUAUGAUGAAGCAAAUGAGCAUGAUCAGCUGUUAGAAGAUGCUACUAUCGAGCAAACACCGCUAAACAUCAUGUAUUGCCGAAAGACUUAUUACAGCCUUUCGAGUAAGAUCGAGCUUGGGGAGAUGGCAAACAUGUUCUUUGGCCGCACUCGGCGAUUCCUAUUUUACUUUUGUCUGGCCGUCUACCUAUACGGCGAUCUCAGCAUUUACUCGGCGGCUGUAGCUAAAAGUCUUCGUGACGUUGCCUGCGCUCACAACCAUCGCGCCAAUGCCACCGAUGAUGACGAUGGUACAGAACAUUGCUGGCAAAAUGGGAUCCUUACCAGACUGGAUGUGUAUCGACUUUGCCUGCUCGUGUUCGUAACCGUGCUCGGACCAUUCACGUUCUUCAACGUGCAAAAAACGAAGUAUCUGCAAUUGCUCACUGUGUUGUUCCGAUGGCUUGCUUUCACCGUAAUGAUCAGUAUUGCUGUUCAUCGUCUGCUAGUCCCGAGAACACCUUCCACAUUGCCGGUAGUGCCAAAACGAGCAGAUAUCGCCGGUAUACCAUAUUUGAUCGGGACGUGCAUUUACUCUUUCAUGUGCCAUCAUUCGCUGCCGAGCCUGCUAACACCGAUAGCCAACAAGAGCCGUCUGAAGACGCUAGUUUCCUUGGAUUAUGUGAUGAUCGGUGGCUUUUACCUCGCCCUCGCAUUGACAGGCAUCUUUGCAUUUACAGACAUCAAGGACCUAUAUACACUCAACUUUGUGCCUAGUGCAGACCAAACAAACGGGUUGUUAAAAGCAAUUGAAUACUUUUUAGCCCUGUUUCCCGUGUUCACACUAUCUGCCAGCUUCCCAAUCGUAGCUAUCACGCUGCGCAACAAUCUGCAAACCCUUUUCAUGGAUGCAGCACAGCUUGAGACGCAUAAUUUUUUCCUGCGUCGUAUAUUUUUCCCACUCCUUGCGAUUCUUCCUCCGCUCGUUGUGUGCUAUUUUACUGAGAGUGUCAGCAAUCUCGUAGGGUUCACUGGGUGUUACGCCGGAACAGGUAUACAGUAUCUCAUCCCGGUUGCCCUUGUACUAUCCGCAAGACAAACUUGUGACAAUAUGAUCGGACGUGGCAUCAAGAAUGAGUUUUGCAGCCCGUUCAAGGGCACUCUUUGGCCGAUGAUAGUGCUUGGAUGGACCGUUGCUUGCCUUGUGCUAGUAACGAUCGACUUAAUCAUCUAG